AUGUUUGCUAGGUUGCGGCCGGGCCGAACCUCCGUGUCGGAUAUACAAAAUGAUUUAAACAUACUAGGUGCUGCAAGUGAAGCACCUACCGACACCUUUCCAAUUGGCGAAAACGACAAUACGUAUUCGAUAUUUGUCUGUCAGUAUUGUCAAAAAGUAUAUAAAACUGAUCGAGGUUUAGCAUUACAUCAGAGAUCGAAGCAUGAUGAAAUCUACCAUGCUUCAAAUGUUCGAAAGGCACGGAAGAAGGCACGUUGGGAUGAUGAGGAACUAGUUCUGCUUGCUAGAGAAGAGAUUCGUCUCACUGGUUUGAAGGUAAAGAACAUCAGUGCUGAGUUAACUCCUUCUCAUCAGGUAGUUUCGUAUUACAUUUCGAUUCAAUUUUUCUAAUAUAAAUAUCUCGGCGAGUAUUUACCCCCCUUUUAAAUAAAUGCCACCAUUGAAAUCCUCACAAUAUAACCUUUCGAACGGGGGGUCAAGUGCCGUCAAAACAUUACACAAACCGAAACAAUCAUAUAUUUAUACUCACCGCUUCGCCAAACAUUCAAACGAGAAAAAGAGAAAAAGUUGAAUAGAUUCUAAACUUUGGCGUCAUUUUCUGAAAGGAUAUAUGUGUAAAAUACUCUUUGUAUUCAAGCGCUUUCGUGUAGAAUGUUUCGUAUGAAUACGGCGAGUAGAAAUAUUUAUUUUGAAUUUUUCAAGGUAUCGGGUUUUACUCGCACGCAAUUGUAUUACGUAAUACUUGGCCAAUAAGGGGCUCCCUUUAGCUGGGAUGACGUCAAACGCACGCGUAUAGGUGCACUUUGACCUGUAGAAUCAAUUUCUGGCAUUUCCAGAGUCACGCGAUACAAACUUCGCAUUGUUUUGACGGUUUUUCGUCGUAUUUCUGGUUGGGAUUAACGCAAAUUCGGAGCACAAAUGCAAAAUUCGGCAAGAAAACUCACAUUUUAAAGAUAGAAACUUGGGGCCGAAGUUAUGUUCGGCGAAAGGUAUGUCUAUGUUUAUAAUUUGUUAGUAAUAUUGUGUAAUUUGAUCAAAUACCAAGCUCGCUUGACUUUCAAAGCUCAUAAAUCGCUACAAUUUAGCCACUGACUAAAACUAUCGUUAUAAAUUAGUGUAUAUUUUUAUACUGAAUCGAAUGGUAGUAUUUUCAUCUACAUAGCGUGCACUGAUCCAAAGAUAUGAACGAAUUACAUCCGUAGAACGUGCACGUUCUACGCGUAAUGGACCCUGCUGAGAAAGAGUUAAUCAAGGUACUGCCACAUCGAACGCUUGAAAGCAUUAAAGGUGUGCGUCGUAAAACAAAUAAACGGUACCACGAUCUUCUUGGCAAACUGAUGACCGAUCCUGCUAGUGUCGUGGAUCCUAAUGGGUAGGCCGAAUCAGUUCGAGGUGGUGCUCCUCCCGAUGGGGUUUUUGACCCUGGAAGGAGUUGGAGAGCUGACGACCAAUCUCUCCAUCUGGAUCAUGAUUCUUGGAUAGCUAAGGUAAGGAACGAAAUUGCUGAUUUCAAGUUUGCUGGCUUGGACGUUGACUUGAUCAAACCUGACUGUCUGUCGGAAGAAGACAAGGAGUUUAUAAACCUUGACUUCGACCAUUGGGUGGAAUCGAUGACUGCACACAAUUGUGCAGAAGUCGUACCACCUGGACCCAAAAGGCGUGGAGGAGUUGGUACCAGAGUAGCAAAGGCGCCUGGUAACGUAUCUCAUGGCGUCACGCGGGAAGGGGAAUCGACGACCGCUACUUCAGUGGGAAUUGUACCCCCGAAUGCCAGGUCCAAUAAGCGUAAGAAACGGAAACGCCCUAAUUCGUCUUGGGGAAGAAGGGCUGCAUAUAAGAGGACGCAAGACCUCUUUCGUAAGAAUAAGUCUCGCUGUGCCCAGGAUAUUCUGAGUGGUAGUUGGGAGCGCCCUAGGAGAGGUCUUCCAUUGGAAGAUCAAGAGCCCUAUUGGCGUGAGAUAUUCGAACAAGAAUCUGUGCAGGACCUUAGAACUCCAGAGCCGUUCGGGCCGGCAUUGUGGGACAUGAUUGACCCCAUCUCCUUGGCCGAGUUAGAGGCCACCAUGAAAGCGAUGAAGCCUGGAGCACCUGGACCAGAUAGGAUGGUUCUGAGUCAGUUGAAGCACCUUAAUGGAGAAGAGCUGAGAGCAAGGUUCAACCUGUGGGUACUGGCGGGUUACUCCCCGACCAGCUGCUGCAUGGACGAAACCAUUUUGCUCCCCAAAGAUCAGAACGACAUCAGACCACCCAAGCAUAGGCCCAUAACAAUGGCCAAUUUAAUUGUAAGGUGCUACCAUAAGUUAAUGGCGAGGAGAAUGGGUGAUCUUAUGCCCAUCUCUGAUAGGCAGAAGGCUUUUCGGGUGGGUGAUGGGCUAGGAGAGAAUGUUUUUCUCCUGCGAGCGAUAAUUAAACACCAUACUAAGGAGUGUUUGCCUCUCAAUGUUGUCUUUCUAGAUAUCUCCAAGGCGUUUGAUUUGGUUUCGCAUCAGUCUAUUCUGAUUGCGGCAAAGAGAAUGGGCGUGCCACCCCCUCUGUUAUCUUAUCUGCACAAAUUUUAUUUGCGCAGUCAAACCCGAUUACGGGUUGGUGGUAAGAAGAGCGAACCAAUUUCGGUAAAGAGGGGUGUUAAGCAAGGUGAUCCGAUGUCGGUACACCUAUUUAAUGCUGUUAUAGAUUGGGCAUUAUCAACUUUGGAUCCCGAUCUUGGCAUUAAAUUCAAUGGUGUAAAUUUAAAUCACCUUGCGUUUGCCGAUGAUAUUGGUCUAUUGACCAAAACAUCGGUCGGUGCACAGAGCCAGAUUGACCAUUUGAAUGAUCAUUUGAAUAAGUGCGGACUGUUUAUAAGCGCAGGCAGUACAGGCAAGUCAGCGUCCUUGAAGAUUGAUGUGGAUGGAAAGAGGAAGUUGUGGGUAGUCAAUCCUAAUGUGCAUCUGCAUGUUGCGGGCGAGGAUAUUCCAGCUAAGUCCAUAGGGGAGACAUAUGAGUAUUUAGGAGUACCACUCUCGGCUAAAGGAGCAAUACCCCAGUCUGCCAACAAACAGCAGAAAUACUUGGAUAACCUAAGUAGGGCGCCUCUGAAGCCCCAGCAACGGCUGUACAUUCUAAAGCAACAUGUUAUUCCAGCAUUGUAUCACCCAGCUGGUGUUAUCUGACUGCUCCAAAGGGCUUCUCACUUUUCUGGAUGCGAAAAUUAGAGGCGCAGUGAAAAGAUGGCUUAAGUUGCCUGAGAAUAAGAACGAUUUCUUUAUUCACGCACCUGUCAUCGAAGGGGGCCUGGGAGUGGCUGUUUUGAAAAAUGCCAUUCUGCUUAUGUGGAAGAGCAGGCUCGAGAAGCUCCUUGGUAGCAGUGAUCCGGCUGUCGCUGCGGUUGCUGGGACUUCCUUUGUUGCGGACAUGCUGCGUAGCAACUCGGUGCCAUUGCAGGUAGCUGGCAUUCCUAUUUGCAAUAAGGAAAAUUUGAAGAGAGCCUUAGCAUAUGGUUUGCAUCGCUCUGUGGACGGCUCUGGUUUGAAUAAGUGCAGUCAGAUCUCCAUCGCAAAUAAAUGGGUGGACUCUCCCACCCACCUAAUAAUGUCAGGUACCAAUUACAUUGGUGCCAUUAAAGUGCGUGGAAACCUGAUGGCUACAGCAGCCAGGAUGGCUAGGGGCCGUCCCCAGCGUGAUGUGGCAUGUGAUGCCUGUGGUCGCACCGAGUCAUUGGGACACAUUAACCAGGUGUGCCCAAGAACCAGCGGUGCCAGGAUUGAUCGACAUAAUUCUGUGCUUGCUAGAACUGUUAAGGUGUUGGUCAAAAAUCAUUGGUCGGUUCUUGUAGAGCCAGCCAUUCCAACACCUGCUGGAAUCAGACGUCCUGACAUCGUUGCUUGGAAGGGCGGGUCAACUUGUUAUGUCAUAGAUGUUACGGUGGUCGCCGAUAACGCUGAUUUAGAUCGGGCACACCAAUUAAAAAUAGAGCACUAUGAUACGCAGCAUGUCCGCGACUGGGCACUUAGGGUGAGUGGAACUGCUUCGAUCACCUUUUCGUCAGUUAGUUUUAACUGGAGGGGUGCCCUGGCAGGUCCAUCGUACCAUUUAUUAAAGAACAGUCUUGCAUUGAGUGAAUAUGAUAUAGCGCUACUGCCAACUAUUGUUAUGGAGAAAGGCUAUCAAACCUGGCUAGAUUUUAAAAGAUCAAUGUUUCGUGCGAGAGGCAGAAACGGAUGA
Paramuricea clavata is the source of this 4203-nucleotide messenger RNA. Lineage: Eukaryota; Metazoa; Cnidaria; Anthozoa; Malacalcyonacea; Plexauridae. The record is from the annotation of a GenBank genome assembly.